AGCUAGUUGGCCGUCCAAUUAUUUGAACGUCAUGCGCGUGGACGCGCGGCUCUCUGCGAAACCGUCGGCGAUCGGUUGUUGGCUACCGGCAUCCGACGGGCAAGGAUUGUCAACGGACCUGGCGGACACACCGGCGCGUUCACGUCGCAAGAUUGCCCGCAGUCUGUCGGACGUAUCGAUAGAGUUACAGCGAUGGAGAACAUGCUCGAGCCACUCCUCGACAUCCCGACGGUCUACUACGGGGCGCUGCUGGGCUUCGGAUUCUGCGUGUAUUAUCUUUUCGAAGUCGUCAAAACGCCGAUGCUGGUCUGCGCGAACGGACCGUUUCGAUCAUUCCUCGAGGAACGCGUGCCUCUGGUUAGGAACAAAUUUUGGCCGACCUUGUGGUGCUUCGAGUCGAGAGCACAGACCAUUAUAGCGAGCAUUCUUAGGUCGCGAAUUUUGAAGCCUAUUAUCUAUCGCAGAGAAAUCCUGUGCUUGUCGGACGGAGGCGAAGUGGCCUUGGACUGGGAGGAGGAAGGAUCCUCGACGACCUCGCCGAUCGUAAUCAUCCUACCAGGACUCACGGGUGCCAGUCAAGCGGAAUACAUAAAGUGCCUAAUUACGUCGGCUAAAAAAGUCGGCAUAAGAUGCGUGAUUUUCAAUAACAGAGGCCUGGGAGGCGUAGAACUCAAGACCCCGCGGACGUAUUGCGCAGCAAAUAGCGACGAUUUGUCCGAAGUUAUUGAACACGUGAGAAAGCUUUACCCCAAUGUGCCCCUUGGAGCGACCGGGAUCUCUAUGGGAGGGCUCAUAUUGGGUAACUAUUUGGCGCAGCAAGGAUCAAUGGCGAAAAACAAAUUAAAAGGAUGUUUCUUAAUCUCUGUACCGUGGAACGUUUUCGCGGCGACGAAGAAUACGGAAGAGAAUUAUUUUAAUUUGAUGAUGAACAAGUAUUUGGCUGGAACACUGCGUAAAAACAUACAACGAUUACAUUAUGCGACAGAAAGCGGGUUCUUCGAUGUGGACAUAGAUACUCUCCUAAAAAGCCAAACCGUGCGAGAGUUUGAUUCGCACUUCACGGUGAAACAGUUCGGCUACAGAGACGUGGAGGAGUACUAUUCUAAUGCAACUAUACACGACAAAUUGCACUUGAUUGAUGUGCCGCUAUUAUGCCUCAGCGCUGCUGACGACCCAUUUCAACCGGUUCAAGCAAUUCCAUUAAAGGAAAUAUCGGAAACGAAAAAGGUCGCCGUUGUGGUAACGUCGCGAGGCGGCCAUAUUGGUUUUAUGGAAGGUAUGUGGCCGGUCAAAGAGGAACAAUACAUGGGGAAACUGUUCUCGCAGUUCUUUAAGGCAUUGUUUACCACCGACGUUGACCACCAAUUAUUAUGACGAACUUACAAUAUUCAAUUUCAAUCUCAUCCACGAUAAUCGACAUCAAAAUGGAUUGUCCACGUUUGGUCAUUUAAACAAGAAAGGGAACGAUCGCGUGCCAUGAUUAAUUGCAUAUUCAGGGUAUCGCACAUGUGAUGUUAGUACUAAUAAGAAUUACAAAACCUUCGUCGCUUUUAUAAAAAUAUUUUUACCAACGACCUAUCGAGCACUAGUUUACUAAUUGUAUAGGGUAUAAUUUUUUACAAAAUAUACGACAAAUAUACGCACAUCCAUUCUCGCGUAUAUAUCAUAGUGAUAUUUAUUUUUUAACACAGUAAGUUUAUCGUGGAAGUUUUGUAACGACAAAUGCGUUUGCGCGUCACGAUCACGCAAGAUUUAUUAUAUUGACAUGUUAUGAAGUAAAUGAUGACCGUUAGAAGUAUAAAUUCGCAACACGAUUAACAAUUUAAUUAAUUAUAUAUUUUACGAUAAGCAGAAGUUCCUUGUUAAAAAGGUACGCCGCGCAAUACAGAUGAUAGAAUAAAUUACGUAAAGUAUAAAACAUCAUACCGUCUACAAGUAAAAAGAAAUGCUGUCUGUAUGAUUUAAAUAUCGCCGGUUGUGAUACAGGAAAUGAUAACAUCUAUUGUUCCAUUUUACACAUGAUAUCGAAUUUCACAGUAUUAAAAGGAGUCGUGAAGGCAAGUCUAAUGACACACACAAAUCAUGUUUCAUCAUGUUUUUUUACUUCUUCAACGACAGAGUCAUAUAAGCCAUCGAAUACCAAUGCCAUACUUUAAUAAUAAAUUUUAUAUUUGUUAUUUAGUAUUUAAUAAUAAAAAAAAGAUAUACCAA
Molecule: messenger RNA, 2211 nt
Organism: Megalopta genalis
Lineage: Eukaryota; Metazoa; Arthropoda; Insecta; Hymenoptera; Halictidae
Gene: Hydr1
Product: abhydrolase domain containing Hydr1
Biological process (GO): medium-chain fatty acid biosynthetic process; medium-chain fatty acid catabolic process
Molecular function (GO): monoacylglycerol lipase activity; acetylesterase activity
Source: RefSeq, a predicted model, not a curated record